Molecule: messenger RNA, 1293 nt
Organism: Panicum hallii
Lineage: Eukaryota; Viridiplantae; Streptophyta; Magnoliopsida; Poales; Poaceae
Product: 14-3-3-like protein GF14-C
Exons: 6
Coding region: 278-1048 (256 amino acids)
Biological process (GO): signal transduction
Cellular component (GO): cytoplasm
Source: RefSeq, a predicted model, not a curated record
GUUCGGUGGUGUUUGGGGAGAUUGGGGGAUCAUGUAUGGACCAAUAUAGGGCAGGCGAGCUCGUCCAUCCGGUCCAUUUGGCCGUGCAUGUUCCCGGGAUCUGGUGCGCAUUUACCCCUGUCCUCUGAUUGCUGGAUCUAAGCCGAGCUCGUCCUGUUGCUGCACGAUGAUUGGGGAACUUGUUAAUCUGCAACGGGAGGACAGAGUAAUACGCUUCUGUGGGUAGUAGACCUGUUUGGGUUAGCAUCUUGCCGAGUAACCCAAUUUCUUGAUCAACAUGUCACGGGAGGAGAAUGUUUACAUGGCCAAACUGGCUGAGCAGGCAGAACGGUAUGAGGAGAUGGUUGAGUACAUGGAGAAGGUGGCCAAGACCGUGGAUGUAGAAGAGCUCACCGUCGAGGAGCGUAACCUCCUGUCUGUUGCCUACAAGAAUGUCAUUGGGGCUCGCCGUGCCUCGUGGCGCAUUGUCUCCUCCAUUGAGCAGAAGGAGGAGUCCCGUAAGAAUGAGGAACAUGUUGCUCAGAUCAAGGAAUACCGUGGCAAGAUUGAGGCCGAAUUGAGCAAUAUCUGUGAUGGUAUCCUGAAGCUGCUUGACUCGCACCUUGUGCCUUCCUCCACUGCUGCAGAGUCAAAGGUGUUUUACCUCAAGAUGAAGGGUGAUUAUCACAGGUACCUUGCUGAGUUUAAGACUGGCGCUGAGAGGAAGGAAUCUGCGGAGAGCACAAUGGUGGCUUAUAAGGCAGCUCAGGAUAUUGCACUGGCUGAAUUGGCACCUACCCAUCCCAUUAGGCUUGGACUUGCACUUAACUUCUCAGUGUUCUAUUAUGAGAUUCUGAACUCUCCAGACAAAGCUUGCAACCUUGCAAAGCAGGCGUUUGAUGAGGCUAUCUCAGAGUUGGACACCCUUGGAGAGGAGUCGUACAAAGAUAGCACCUUGAUCAUGCAGCUCCUGAGAGACAACUUGACCCUCUGGACCUCCGACCUCACGGAGGAUGGUGCCGAGGAGGGCAAAGAAGCCCCAAAGGGUGAAGCUGGCGAGGGUCAGUAGCCCGGUAAACCUUGAUGGAUUCCUUGAUUCCGAGCUUCAAUCCUCCUUCCCCUCACCUGUGCUCCAUUUCAUGUAGUAGGAUGGUAGUGGCCGGAUUAGUCCCAUUGCUAUAGUUGGCACUGGGUCCAUUUGGACUGAUGCUAUUGAAGUCGUCUUUUCACGUUUUUCUGUUGCAAUUAGUUGCCACUGUGCUCUGUUUUGCGUUCCUUCUUUCAAUCGUCUGGUCGCUGCUGUGUUGGUUUGCA